AUGGAAGGGUUUGACAAGCUGUAUGGGGAUUUGCCGUAUCGGAAUCGUAUAAUUGUAAAACAGCCAGAUACUGGGGGUGGACUAGCCAUGUUAUGGAAGACUGAUGUGGAUAUUGAUCUAGUAAACUUCACUGCUAAUCAUAUUCUAGUAAAGGUAAAGGAGGAAGAUGGCUUCUUGUGGUAUUUGUUAGGCUUUUAUGGUUGGCCGGAUCAAGCCCAACGUGCAAAAUCUUGGGCACUUCUUAACCAUUUAAGGACAUUGGUGGAUGGCCCGUGGCUAUGUAUUGGGGACUUCAACGCUAUCCUUCACUCUUCAGAGAAGCUGAGUAAGAGACCUUGUCAAAUGAGCCAAGUAGAUUCUUUUCGGGAUGCACUGGAUGAUUGUAAGCUUGAAGAUUUGGGUUACCAUGGCUACCCUUAUACCUGGAACAACAAAAGACCAGGUGAAGCUAAUACAAAAGUACGAUUAGACCGAGCUGUAGCAACAAAGGAGUGGAGAGAUAGAUUCCCUUUAAGCAAACUUUGCCAUCUUUCCCCACAUGCCUCGGAUCAUCUCCCUAUUCUUCUUCAAACAAAGGGUUAUUCAAAGCAUAGAGCAAAUGGGGGUGGAGGUUUUAAAUUUGAGGAAGCUUGGCUUAUGUGGGAAGAGUGUGAUGCCGUGGUGGAGAAUGCAUGGACUAUGCAUGGGAAUAAGGGGUUCGGGUUAUCACAAGUAAAACAGAAAAUUGAUGCAUGUGGGAUGGAACUAAAGACGUGGGGUGCUGGAAAAACAAACCCGGACAAGGAAGCUAUCAAACAGCUACAAAAAAGACUUGAUAUUUUGAAUUCAGGGGAGACCACAAAAGCUUCUAGAGAUGAGUACUUGGCUGUUUCAAAAACUUUGGAUGAUCUAUUACUCAAACAGGAAAUAUUUUGGGCUCAAAGAUCAAGAAUAUCAUGGCUCAAGCAUGGGGAUAAAAACACAAAAUUUUUUCAUGCCUAG
This is a messenger RNA of Quercus lobata, 981 nucleotides long. RefSeq lists its product as uncharacterized. Lineage: Eukaryota; Viridiplantae; Streptophyta; Magnoliopsida; Fagales; Fagaceae. Bases 1 to 981 code for a protein of 326 amino acids. Gene Ontology annotation, molecular function: catalytic activity. The transcript has a single exon. The record is from RefSeq and is a predicted model, not a curated record.